AUGAGCGGUAGUGAUUAUGUAAGUAACAUCAAACACAGUCGUAUAAUGUUUAAAUUAGAGUCUUAUUUGGCUCCAUGGUUAUUAUCCUAUAUAAAUCAAUAUGUAGAAUUAAAACGUGAAGAUUUUCAACUAUCAUUGUGGGGUGGUGAUGCUGUAUUCAAUAAUUUAAAAUUACGAUUAUCAGCCAUACAAAAAUUAGUACCACAAUUACCAAUUGAAUUUACAAGUGGAAAAAUAACAGAAUUAAGAAUACAUGUUCCAUGGACGCGUAUUACAUCUGAACCAAUUAUUGUUACAAUAAAUCAAAUUGAAUUAGUUGUUGUUUUAAAUAAAGAUUGUCAAUUUUUAACAUCGUAUUCUCGUUCAUCUUCAAAUAAUUCAUUAAAUGAAUCGAUUACUUCAGACUCUGUAUCAUCACCAUCUGAUACUUCUUAUGUUGAUCAAUCAAAUUAUAUGCAAACAAUUUUAACUCGAGUAAUCAAUAAUGUACAUUUAAUUGUUAAUAAUUUAAUUGUAAAAUUUAUUGAAGAUGAUAUUGUUCUAUCACUCUCUAUUAAAACGUGUGAAUGUUAUUCAGUUAAUCAACAAUGGGAUAAAUCUUAUAUUGAUUUAACAGUACAAGAUUUAUUUCUAAGAAGAAUAUUAUCAUUAUCCGAUGUUGUACUUUGUCUAGAUAAAACUGAUCAAAGUGGUAAAAUUAAAUUAUAUCAAGAUCCAAUUAUUUAUCGAUGUUCCAUUCAAUGUCGAAUUCAAAUGGGUUAUACAAAUAUUUUACAAAAAAAACCAUUUCAAAUUCGACUUAGUUUUCAUUGUGUAGAAAAUUUUAUUUUAUCAAUUAAUGAUUUACAAUUACCCAUGUGUAUGAAACUCAUUGAAAUAUGUUUAGCUAUUUUUUAUGGACAAUUAUAUUUGCCAAAUAUGACAACAGUUACAAAAGAAACAGCAGAAACAAAACAUAAUACUCUGACUUCUUCAACUACAACAACAACUACGAUUUCUCCUCUUCCUGUUCCUUCACCUCCGCCUACAGAUUCCACUCAAACUAUGUCAAAUGAACAAUCACAAGCUGGUUGGGUACAAUGGGCAUGGUCUUAUGUUCCAUCAAUAUCAACUGUUCUUGGCGAUGAUUCAGAAACAACUGAAAAUCACGAUCAAGAACAACAACAAUUAGUUCAACAAACCCCACAAGCACUCAUCUUAUUUGCUGGACUCUAUUUUGAUCAUAUUAUUUUGCAAUUUAAGUUGACACAUAAUCGUAAACAUUAUACAAGUGAAAAAAUGGUAUUUAUACCAUUUAUGGAAUUUACUGCUGAUAAGGCAAGUGUUGAAAUUGUUAAACGUCAAAAUGAAUGUUUAGUUGUACAAUUUGGUAUUAGAAGUAUGGCAAUUAAUGCACUCGGUCAAUGUUCAUGUGGAUUUAACGAUGGAAACAAUAAUACUUCUGUUAUUACACCUCUUUUUUUUAGCAAUGACAAUGAGUCAUAUAAUGAUGGGUCAUAUUUAUCAUGGUCUUUAUUUUGUCCUGAUGAUCGUUUACAACCAUUAUCCUCAUUUGUAUUCGAUUUAGAACAACGUUGUCAAGAAUUAACGGAUAAACAUGUUUUAGAACGUUAUGGUGCAUUUUAUUUUGAAUAUUAUUGGUGUAUUGAUAUGUCAUUGAAAAAAAAUGAUGAUAAUGAUGGUUAUUUACCUCAUGAAGAUGGACGUCUAAGAUUUUUAUUUGACUCCUAUACAUUUAAUAUUUCGGCAACAUCUGUUCAUCAUCUAAUGAAAAUAUUACAAGUAGCACAAAUUGAAACGUAUACGCGAACAUAUUGGAAAUUACCAACAGAAAAGGAAUUAGAUUUAUUAGAUACCGAACAUAUUCAAGUACCAGAUGAAAAAAUUGUAAGAAAAUUAGAUUCUUAUUUUCCAUUAAGAUAUUAUAUCACAAAAAUAAAUAAUUUAAACAUUUAUAUUUAUCCAUAUAAACAUCAAUCAACAACAAAACAAUUGACACCAUCAUCGUAUUAUUUACCACAAUCUAGUCCAUCUUCUAUUCCUCAAACAAUGCAAUCACUAUUUUUAGUGACGAUAAACAAUAUUGAUUUUAAUAUAAGUACGCCAAUGUAUUCUCGUAAAAUCGUUCGUUUAAUUUCGUUGAUUUCGACUCCAUCAAAAAAAAUUCUCUGCAAUUCACAAACACAAUUUCUAUUUCAUGUACCAACAAUUAUACUAUCAUCGGACAUGCAAGAACAGUUAGUGACUUUAAAUGAAUUAAAAUUUCAUUUCAGUUUAUUACCACAUGCACAUUUAUGGAAAAAACAACAUCAAAUUGUUUGGGAAUUUAAUUGUGAAUGCUCUAAAUUCAAUAUAAAUUUAACUAAACAGUUUUCAUUACAAAUUUAUCAAAUAUUUGUUCAACAAUGGUUUCUAACCAUCGAUAAAGAAUUAAAACUAAAAUUACCAAUUAAUACGGAUGUACCAGGAGUAUUACCUAUGACAUCAAAAGGACACAGUAAUGAGAAUGAUGGAAUUGAAAUAAGUUUUAAUCAAUUUCAUGUACAUUAUUUUGUUACAUUUUCAUCAUUUGGUGGUACAUUGAAUUUAUACUCAUUUCAUAUUCGACACAAUCAAAAUCAAAUCUUCGAAGCACCAAUAAACACUAAAAAAUUUAUCGAAAAUUUAUAUCAGAAACACUCACUACAUGCUCAAUCAACUUCAGCGAGAAAAAAUUCAGUUUCUGAUGGAAACAAUGUUCGAUUGGUCACACCCGGUUCAGCUUCACCGUAUCAUAAUCAAGUUCAACAAGUCAAUAUAUUUUUAUCAUCAAAAUUUCAAUGUCCAAUAUCGUUCGAUUUCACUCGUGCACCCUCUUUUCUUUGUUUCGAUUUACAAGGCUUUUAUUUUCAUUUGAAUCCCAUCAUCAAUGAUUAUUUUAAUUAUCUUUCAUCUCACAUUGAACAUCAACAGUCUGUAUUACCAAGAACAACAACAAUUUUAGAAGAUGAUCAUAUGAGUAUAUCAUCAUCAACAACACAAUCCGAAAUUCCAUCUCGUUUUUUUAAACGACCAUCACCUGAACCUAUUCAAAAACCCAAAACACCAAAUGAUGUUUAUGCAUUAAUUCGAACCACUCAUCUACAUAUAACAAUUCAUCCUAAUCUACUAGUUCUAUCAAAACAUCUUGUAUUAUGUUUACCUGAUAUUGAGUUAAAAAGUUCACAAUUAAAAAUGUCUUUAUGGACAAUUGAACAUCCAACAGCUAGCGUACAAAAUUCAACAUUAACGGGUGAUAGAUUACCAUGGUUAAUUAAAUUUGAUUUACUUCAAUUAUUUCUUCUAAAAGAUACAUAUAGUCUACAAUUAGCACUGAAAGAACAAAAAACACUCGAAGAAAAUAUCACAUGGUUAAUACGUCCAUUUCUGAUAAAUAUUGACAUUCCGAUUAAAUGUGAAUAUAAACAAACAGUACAAUCAUUAAAUAUCAGUGUACAUAUACACAUACCAGAUACAAUUCAAUGUUAUUUAUCACCAAAACAUUUGAAAGAUUUAGUUCAAUUUAUUCAGACGCUUCUACAAAAUAUUGAACAAAUACAAAAGUUUAUUAGUUUAGUAACGAUAAAAGAUGAUAUUGUAGAGCAGCAACAAAAAGAUAAUAACAACGAUUUAAUUCCUCAAAGUGACAUAUUAUCAAUUAAAUCAAUGAUUGAACACUCAACAAAUAGCUUACUAGGGAUACCAUUAGAUGAUGAAAUUCAAAGUCAAAGUUCUUCAUCAUUUCAUUAUCCUCUGUUUGAUCCAACAAUAAGUCCAUAUCCAUCUCGUUCAAGCUCAACUCGUAUUACACCCGAACGUAGUUUAAUAGUUCAACAAUCAAAUAAAAUUCAUUAUUCGUUUUUUACUCAAUUAACAUUAUCAAAGUUUCUCUUGAUUUGUGAUUAUGAUGUCAAUAAACAUUUAUCAACUCAAUGUGAAAAUUUGUUGUUAUUUUAUGACGCUGAUGAACAUCAUCAUAAACUCUCCUUUCAAAUUCAAACAUUUUCGAUUAAGAAAGAAGAUGAGACAAAUAUUUGUGAGACACUAACAGAUGGUGAUGAUAUUAAAAAAGCCAUUCAUUUUACAAUGACACGUGCUACAGUUGAUAAUUUAUACUCAAAAUUAAAUUUACCACAAAUUCGUUCAAACAAAAUAGCGGCACAACACAUUACAGAGCUUCUAUUAACGAUAAAAGCAAUUGAACUAAGACUAUUUGAGUUUAUUCAACCAAUUAUUGCCUAUAAGGCUGUCAUAAAGUCUCGUCCUCCCAUGAAGAAGAAUCUAAAAGAGAUGCCACUUUUUUUUCCAUGGGAUAUACCAUUGAUAAGUAUGGAUAUACAAAAAAUUAGAGUACUAUUACCCAUACAUCAAAUACAAACAACAAAUUCCUAUGAAAAAUUUAAUAUGUUUUUACUCCAAAUUGAUCGGACAAAAAUUGAAUGGCAAUUAGAUAAUCCCAUACAACGAAAUAGUAUCAAAUAUACACAAAUAUAUGAAGAAGCAAGAACAAAAGGUGAAACAGUUCGUCCUGGAACAUAUAUGGAAGAUCGUCAAUAUCGUUUAUCAAUGUCGAAUAUAACAUUUCAAUUAUGUUCAAUAUCAUCAAAAAUGACAAACACCGAUACAUUUGAACAACAAUAUUCAACAAAUCCUGCUCAUGUGUGGAAUACAACGAUAAUGAAUAAUAAUGAUGAUGAAAUAUUGCAAAAAUCCUUAAUGGAACCAUUUAGUUUUACAGUUGCUAUUGCUUUACCCUUAUUUUCUAAGUAUAACUCACAAUUACUUUUGCUUAAUGGUUAUGUAAUGGAAGUUCACUGCAAAACUGUUUGUUUUCACGUCACAGAUCAAGAUUUAUCAUUAAUGACAUCAACAGCAGCUAAUAUGAAACAAAUUAUAGAAUCAUUUAUACAACAACAACAACCGUUUGCCAGUGAGAUAUCACAACCAUUAUUUCAUAACAAACCAUCUGAACCAUCCAAAUCAACUUCUGUAAUACCAUUUGAAUUAUUUAUGGUAGCCGAUCGUUUAACAUUUGAUUUUUGUACAAUUUCAUCUUCUCUACUUAAUCCUGUAUGUUUAAUUGAAAUAGAAUCACCUCAUACAGUCUGUACUCUAUUCAGUGAACAUAAAUCACAUCAUAUUCAAUUGUGUAUUUAUGAUUUACGUAUUCGUCAACAUAGUAACGACAGCAGAGGUAAUCAGACCUCAUCAUUUAUUCCACAUCAUUCUCUAUUUUCGUCUCCAGUAUUUGAAACACGUCAAGGAGAAGUAGUUAAUCGUAAAACAGGAUUAAUAUCCAAUUUUUUAACGUUCUACUUUGAUUAUGAUUUUAUUCAUGAAGAAAAAUACAAUUUGUUAAUUGAACGACAGUCUGAAUUACAUAUUAAUCCAAUACUUCUUCUUACAUUUUGUACACUAGUUAAAAAUCUUGACACAAUUGUGAAACGUUAUAAACCUAUUACUGUUAGUGAUCAAAAAUCAACUAAUCAACAUUGUAGUCGAAUUAUAAAAUUGGAUCUUUCAACAUUUCCAAUUGCUCUUUUUUGGGAUAAACAUACAGAAUUAUCAUUAGGCAAUAUUCGUUUGACAAUAGAUUAUGAUUCAAAUUCAGCAGCUGUAUGUUACGGUUUAGUUAUCAAAGAUUUAAGGCUCAAUUUUCAAUCGAAACGUUUUUUAAAUCCUUGUACAAUAACGUCAACAAUCGAUCAUUUUCAGUCAUCUACUUCAUCUAUUAAAUUUGAUGUGACAACUUUGGCUAUACAGUUUACAUUUGAUACACUUCAUUUUAUUCUUGAACAAACACAAAUUAUUAAAAAUUUGGUUGAACAAUUAAAACUCGUAUUUGUUGUUGAUGGAGAUCAUGUAAAAGUUGCUAAACAAAUAAAAAACGAAAUCUUAUUUGUAGACGAUUUAAGAAAUGGUUCAAUGAAAUAUGUUUUCGAUGAGGGUAAUGGUGAUGAACCACAAGUUAAUGAAAUUGUAUUUAGUCAUUCACAAGAUAACAAAACAUCGUGUAUGACAUGGAAAUAUGAGAACAGACGAACAAUAAUCAAAUGCUCAAUUCUACCAUUACCAUUUGAAGAUGAACUUGGAGGAAUAACAUUGGUCGAUGAGAAUAACGUUACACACAGUAAACAACCACAACGAGUUGAAUGUUUAUUACAAUAUUGGCAUCCAUGUUAUACAGAAUUUCUAACCUAUCAUAAUUUUAAAUUGGUAGAUGGUGAAUCAACAUUUAUGGAUUUUAGUUCAGAUUUAAAUUUAAAUCCAUUUUCUGAUAUAUGGCGAAUUGUUAUUUUACAUCAUACUAGUAUUCUAACAACAUCUCAAAUAUCAGCAAAUUCAUUGGCAGCUUCAACACGAAUCGAUUCUUUUCAAUCAAAUCGAUAUCAACCACAAAUUCAAAUGAUAUUAACUAUACCAAAUAUUAGAUUAAAUUUUCUACUAAAUGAUGAAACAACAACGACUACAAAUGAUCUUAUUCAAUUUUAUUCUACAUUAAAAAAAUGUUCCCAUGAUGUUUUAACACUGAAUUUAGAUAAUUUAUCAUUUGAUUAUUGUCAACGUUUUGAAUCAAAAUUAUUUGAUUUUGAAACAUCAUUAUCAAUUGAUUAUUUAGAAUAUCGUUUUCUUACCCGACGUUCAUGUUUAGAACCAGCUUAUAUUAAUUUAAAACUAUUUAUCAAUGAUAAAUCAUCUUCAUCAUCUUUGCAAACAAUCUUUGAUACUACAACUCAAAAUUCAAAAUAUUCUCAAUUAUUUAACGAUUCAUCAUCAUCAACCAUAGUGACAAUACAUCAGAUAAAAAUGUAUAUUGAUCAUUUAAAUAUUCGAUUUAGUCAAUCUUUAUUUCAUUUAUUUAAUAUUCUGUAUAUGACAUGGAUGAAAUCUAAAUUAUUUGACAGUUUAACUCAAGAUACAAAAAAACUAUUCUCUGCCACCAUACCGUCCGAAUCACAAGAAAAUGUUCUAUCAUAUUAUACGUACUAUUUAUUUUAUAAUCAUUUAAAUUAUACUGUUGAAUUGAAACAAUAUGGUACUAAUGAACAAAUUUUAAUUGAACCUCAUACAUCUAUUGACUAUUCUUGGUAUAAACACAGUCGAACACCAUUAUUACUAUCAUUUUCUAUUCCUCAAUUAAAUCAUAUUCAAACAGGAGCAUACAAUAUACAUCAUAUUGAUGAAAUUGAUCAAGAUAAUGAAAAUUUAACUAUAUCAUCAUUAAAAUUAUUAAAAUUUAUAAAUAGUCCUUAUACAAUGUAUAUUAAAAAUGAUUUAGAUCAACAUGGAAUAAGACGUUCAAUACACUUGUUUGGUUCACUAAUUAUAAGAAAUUUUUGUGAUAUUGAUUUAACUUUGCAUAUAGAACAACAAAAAACGACUUCAAUUCUAGAAAAAAUACUACCAGCAAAUGGUCAAUAUGUUAGUUUAAUACAAUCAGUACAACAAAUGCAAGCAAUCAAAUGGAAAAUAGUUAAUAAUGAUAAAUAUUCUGAACGAUAUUUAAUACAAGAUUUAUUACAACAACCACAACAAGGAAUAUUUUCAUCAAAUGGAAAUAAUACAUCAUUAUGGAUUCAUUUAUUCAAUGAGAUAAUUUUCGGUACGGAUUCAAUGUGUACAUGUCUUGUAUUUACACCGAUUGUCAUCUAUCGAUCCUAUUUGACUGAUUCAAUUUAUCUACAUUUAAAUCAAAAAUCAAAACAAUCAACAUCAUAUCCAAUUGAGACAACUCUUCUACUUGAAUCAAAUGCCAAAACCAACUAUUAUUAUUCAAUUCAUAAAGAUUUUGUUUAUACUCUUCGUUUACAACAACUUGAUUCAAAAACGCCAACUGAUUGUGUUUAUGAACUAAAUUCAUUGACAUAUUCAAAAAUUGAAAAUAUCGAAUAUAUACAAAUAAAUACAAAUCAAACAAUAACAGAUUAUGUACUAGAAUUAAAAUCGUUUCAUCAACAUCAUUCUCAUACAACAUCAAUUGUUGAUUUGCUCCAAGAACAACAACGUGAAGAAAAGAAAACAAAUGACAUUGUACAUUUGCCAUCAUCUGCAAAUGAUGUACUAGUGCCGAUAACUAUGGUGCAAACAAUUAGUGCUAAUGGACCAUCAAUGUAUGAUGUAACUAGUAAUAUCUUAUUGAAACAAAAACAAUCUGAAGAGUCAACAGCAGUGAACAAUCAUAACACUGAUGCUGGUGAAUUGACAAAUUCGAUUGAUUGUCGCUUAGAAACAAGUUUACUAUAUUCAAAAUUAAACACUAUUCUUAUCAAAUUAAAACCAUCGACAAUUAUUCAAAAUUUAACACCAUACGAGUUUAUUAUUAAUUUUAACCAAAAUGAACAGAAAGUUUAUUUACUUCGUGAACAAUCACUCUGUUUACCAAAAUUAACAUCAAAUUUAUUACAAUUUACUUUGUUAAUAAACGAUACUGAUCGAAUGCAAUGUUCACCGAUUGAAAUAAUUUCUUCAUCAGUUAUCGCAUCAUCGAAAUCAAAUCGUCUCUACUUAAAUUCAUCCUUAGAUCUCAACUUUAUUGCAUCUUCAAAUACUGAACAUUAUCUGUUUAAAAUUAAAUUUAUUCACUUAGAUAAUACGAAUAUUUUUACUUUGUCAUCAAAAUAUGUACUCAAUAAUAAGACAAAUAUGCCACUCAAAUGUCGAAUUUUACUAUGGUCCCCGUUAAAAUCAUCAUUAAAACCACAACAACAGCCACAAACAGUUGAUACAACUAUCAAUGUUCUAAACGUCGAUAAACACUCAUUAUGUUCAAUAUAUCGUUUUCAAGAUAUUCCUAAUACAGCUAAUCAAUAUUAUCUGAUAUUUGAACAUGAAAUGAAACAUUAUUCACAAUAUGUAUCCAAGCCAAUUAGAUUAGUUCAAAAACAAGAACAAGAUGGUGAUAGACAAUGUUUAUGUCUAUUUAAAAAUGAUACAUUUUUGAACACAACUAAAGAUUCUCAAAAUGAACAAAAAAAAUCAACUCGUAAAUAUCCUCAAAACGAUGGAACAACUGCAUUAAAAAAAUCUUUAUCAACCGAUGAUGCUCAAUUAAAAUCGACACCGUUAACAAGUGGCAUGUAUAGUCUUAGCGGUGAAUUAAUAGCCGUUACACAAUUGAUUCAUCCGAUUAGUAAUAUCAUUCAUUUAAAUGUCAAUGAUAAUUCAAUGUGUUCCUAUCUACAAAUUGUUAAUGCUUGCAUAUGUCCACUGCUAUGUCGUACAGGAACAACAGUUUUCCUUCCUCAUCUUCUUCCUCCAUUGUCAUCAACGUUGAUUGGUCUUGAUGCAAGAAAUUACAUAUUCGAUAUUGACUCAUCAUCAUCAUCAUUAACAAUGUCAACAAAAUUAUCUUUUGCCUUUUUUCCAUUAAAUAAUUCUGUGCAAACAUCAUCAAUGACAAAUUUUCGGACGAAUUUGUUGACACUCUAUUUUCAAUCUUUAAGUACUGUUCACUGGAGUAGACCAAUUCGAAUGGAUGAGCAAGCUGAAGAUGUUUUCUUGCCAAUACCAGGUUUGCACGAUGUUCUUAUUCGUUAUCCGUCUGUUUCGUUGUGUUCAAGUCGUACAAUUAUCAUUGAACCUGUUCAUCGUCAACGUGCCGUAAAAACUACAAGCAAAACGGCUGGUUCAAUACGUCGUUCUCUCAAACAUUUCGUAUCAUCUAGGCCUCCAUCUCCAACUCAAAUAAUGACCAUAUCUGAAACGACGUCUACAUCUCGUCAUUAUCGUUCAGCAUCCGCUUCUGCAUCAUCAAUUACCGUUGAAAGUGGUUCACAAUCCGAUGAUGAUGUCAUCACACGUCCAACAUCAUCCGAUCUCAGUUUAAGUUCGUUGUAUGCUAAAUUAUGGUCACCACCACCAUCAUCUACACAACAACAGCAACAACAAAAACAACAAGUUAACACUGAUCAAAAACAUGUCUAUCUCACAUUUCAAUUAAAUAAGUUAUCAUUAUUGCUUCUCGAUGAAUUAACAAAUAUUCAAAUAUACAACGAAAUCGUACGAAUAACCAUUGAUCAGAUUGAUUUACAUUUUUAUCAACGAUUAAAAUGUCAAGAUUCAUUAAAUCAACAACAAUUACUACUUACAUUUGAACAAUUACAAAUUGACAAUCAAUUAUAUAGUCCAAAACAAGCGUAUGAUUUUCCCGUAGUUCUUAUGUCAAAAGAUAAAUUAACAAAAACAACACAUACAAAGAAAAAACAAAUAAUAACACCAGAUAAUAGACUACCGAAUGAUGAUAUGAAUGAGAGUUCAUCAAGUUUAUUACCUAUCACAGCAGUAGCGAAUUCUCCAUCAAGGUCAGACUCAUCUUUAACUCGUCAUUACUCAUCUUCAUCAACAGCCACGUCAGAUACGGUCUUUCCUCGUCGAACAAAUAAUCAUUCAAUAAUGGUGUUGACAUCUGAUACUUGUCCAUCAAGAAUGCGUCGCGAACGAACAAUCGAUUUGAAACGUUCGCGAUCAUUUUUCUAUUUUAAUUUACAUCGUUUUAAUUCGCGUUUAAUUAAAAUUGAUUUAAAUUUGAAAUCAUUUGAUUUAUGUAUUGAAGAUCAUUUUAUCUAUGCUCUGCUGGAUGUAUUUAGUCAUUUAUUACCAUUAAAUUUGAGACUAGCUGAACAUGAAGAACAACGAAAAAUAAUAGUUGAAUAUAUUGAUGAUCGUCUAUCACAUCCGUUUAUUUGUGAAACUCUAAUCAUCGAUGUUGUCGAUGUGACACUAAGUAUUCAUGCACAAAUGAAAAUGUAUAUUGGAUGUAAUCAAUUGCCAAUGUUUAUCGAUAAAUUUCAUCGACAAUACUUAUAUGUGACACGAAAACAAAUUUUAUCAUUGUUAACAAGACAUUAUCUAUUGUCAUUACUAACACGAACACCAUGGCUAUUAGGUUCAUUUGAUCUCUUAGGUAAUCCAUCUGUAUUGAUUCGUAAUAUAACAAAUGGUGUUUAUGAUAUGAUUCAUAUGCCAUAUAUUGGAAUGCGCCAUGGACCAAGCGGAUUUAUGUCAGGCGUGUCAGAUGGUGCAACAAGUUUAUUAAAACAUUUAUCAUUAGGUACAUUAACAUCCGUUACAUCAUUUGCCAAUAGUAUUGCUCGAAACAUGGAUCGUCUGGCAAUGGAUAAUGAACACUCAACACGUAAUGAAGAAACACGACGUCAGUUACCCAUUGGUAUGACCGAGGGCAUGCUGCAAGGUUUAGAAUUAUUGAGUUUAAGUUUAUUGGGUGCCGUGGCGGGUUUGGCUGAACAACCGAUGCAAUCGUUUCGCAAUCGUCAUCGUGGCCAGACGACCACCACUGUUUUGUCUGGCGUGGGCAAAGGUCUCGUCGGAAUUGUAGCAAAACCAGUGGGCGGUGUGGCACAAUUAAUUUCACAAACUGGACAAGGUAUUCUAUAUGGAAGCGGACUCGUUUAUAUACCACAUCGGCGUUAUCGUCAAAUUGAGUUGCGUACAACCAAUUCUUCGACAAGUCGUUUAAAAUUUAGAAAUAAUAUACAAUCCACGGAUGAGAUACUUGAUGCUCUCGAUUAUAUUCAAGAAGAAAAUUUAAAUGAACAAGGUUCAAUGUUAUUAACAUCAAACGCAUUAAUUUUAUACAGUAAAGAUGAUGAAAAUGAAAAAGUUAAAUAUUCUCUUGCUGAUAUUGAUCUGAUUAAACCUGCUGAUUCUACCACCAUACUCUCAAUUGUACCUGCAUCUAGUAAAACAAUCCAUACUGCUAUAAAUCAUGAUUUAAUCGAAGCAUUUGUGAGGAGUCAACAACAGCCAGGUAUUCAUACUGAGCGUCAAGAGCAACACCAAGAUCGUUUAUCAUUUUAUGUUGAUUCUCGUUUACGAAAUGAUUUUAUAUCGUUAUUCCAUUGUACAAAGAACCAACUGUGA
This is a messenger RNA of Didymodactylos carnosus, 11898 nucleotides long. The record is from the annotation of a GenBank genome assembly. Lineage: Eukaryota; Metazoa; Rotifera; Eurotatoria; Philodinida; Philodinidae.